Cannabis sativa is the source of this 1047-nucleotide messenger RNA. RefSeq lists its product as uncharacterized. The record is from RefSeq and is a predicted model, not a curated record. The transcript is spliced from 6 exons. Gene Ontology annotation, molecular function: RNA-DNA hybrid ribonuclease activity; nucleic acid binding. NCBI's taxonomy places the organism in Eukaryota, Viridiplantae, Streptophyta, Magnoliopsida, Rosales, Cannabaceae. The coding region runs from base 1 to 1047 and encodes 348 amino acids.
AUGGAAGGAGGUUCCAGUAGUACAGAGGAAGAAGUGUACGUAGUAGUGGAGACAGAUGAUAUUUGCAAAGAUGUUGACAGGCUUAUGAGGCAGUUUUGGUGGCAUACUAAGUCCUUAGAGGGUCAAGGCAAGCAAGGGUGGAGGUUGUUGACAAAUCCUACGUCUUUAGUGGCUCGAGUUUUCAAGACUAGAUAUUAUUCCCAAGGUUCAUUUUUUGAUCCUGAGCUUGGAGCUGCUAACCCAAGCUAUGUUUGGAAGAGUGUCUUUGAGGCAAAAACGGUUGUUAAAAUGAGAGCUAGGUGGAGGGUGGGUUCUGGUUUUUCUAUCCCUGAGACUGUUUAUGCUAUCUUAAAAGGUGGUAAGCCCUCGGGGCAAGGUCAGGACAAAUGGAUUUGGACUUUGGAAAGCAAUGGGCAGUUCUCGUGUAAAUCGGCUUAUCUAUCCCAGGCCUUGGAUAGAGGUCCUCAUUGUGUUGUUGCUCCAGCCCUUUGGAAUAACUUUUGGAAUAGUAAAAUCUUGGAACGUCAUAAAGUGAUUUGGUGCUGUAUCCUUUCUAAUGCGCUCCCUGUGAGAUCAAUCAUAGGAAGAAGGUUUCAGAUUGAGAACUCAAAUUUCCCUUUCUGCGGGUUGGGGGAGGAAUCUAUGGAACAUUUAUUUCUCUCAUGCGAGGUGGUGCAACACCUAUGGCGUGCUUCUCCUUGGGGUAUUUACCCUGUGUGCGAUAAUGAGAUUCGUGUUUGGAAUUUGAUUAAAUUUAUUUGGGACCUUAAACAUAAGUGGAGGACGCGCAAUGAACUGGAUUGGAUAAAACUGAAUUGUGAUGUUAGAGUGGGCUUAGAGAGCAUGUGCAUAGCUGGUGUAGCAAGGAAUCAUCUGGGAAAGGUGAUUCGGGUUGACACGUCUCGACUGGAUUUCUUAGAUGCAUUAUGUGGAGAAACUGCGACCUGCUGUUUGGCUGUUUCGAUGGCAAUGGAUUUAGGGUAUAAGUAUAUUAUUGUGGAGAGUGACUCGAGGCUAGCUAUCAAUGCGCUCAAUGGGAAGUUGUAA